This is a messenger RNA of Fragaria vesca subsp. vesca, 879 nucleotides long. RefSeq names its product alpha-amylase/subtilisin inhibitor-like. The coding region runs from base 70 to 681 and encodes 203 amino acids. The transcript has a single exon. Gene Ontology annotation, molecular function: endopeptidase inhibitor activity. The record is from RefSeq and is a predicted model, not a curated record. Lineage: Eukaryota; Viridiplantae; Streptophyta; Magnoliopsida; Rosales; Rosaceae.
AAACACAAACACAUACAACAUAUUCAUUUGUAAAACCCUAACUAACAGCCUAUUCGAUUCUCUCUUGAAAUGAUGUCCAUGAAGUUGAUCGGAAGCAUAUGGCUAGUGAUGGCCAUGGCAACCGUAGCCCAAGCGGAUAACGCUGCGGUGCUCGACACCACCGGGCAGGCUCUUCAAUCCGGUGUAGACUACUACAUCAAACCCGCCAUCACCGACAACGGCGGCCGUUUCACUUUGAUCGACCGAAACAACUCGUGUCCUUUAUAUGUUGGUCAAGAGAACACCUCAGGCCCCGAGGGCUUCCCGGUGAUCUUUGCGCCUUUCGAAGAGGGCGAGACGGUGGUGAGAGAGGGUAGGGAUCAGAAAAUCACAUUCUCUGCAUCCACAACCUGUGUGCAAUCGACUACAUGGAAGCUGGGUGAGAAGCAAGCCGAGACCCAGAGGAGGUUGAUUGUCACCGGAAGUGAUGAAGUCGAAAGCCCGCGUGGUGCUACCAGUAACUACUUCAAGAUUAACAAACAGGCAGAUUUUGAUGGCAUCUACUAUCUGCAAUGGUGCCCUACUGAAGUGUGCCCGAUUUGUAAGUUCAUCUGCGGAAAUGUGGGUGCUUUGGUUGAGAAUGACAAGAGGUUGUUGGCCUUGGAUGGCUCUGUGCUUCCUGUUGUCUUUGAGAGGGCUUAAAUUACAGAGCAGCUGAACCUGCUCUAGCUAUUAGUCUCAUGAAUAUAUGAGAGGAUCAUGAGUAGCUAGAUCUUAAUAAGAAUCUCUUCAUCUAAUGUGAUGGCAUCAUACAUGGUGCAUUCGUUGAUAUUAGUUAUCAUUUCUAUUAUGAAUAAAUUAAUAAAUAAGAUUGACAAAUUUGAUAUUUCGUUUACAUAU